Messenger RNA from Sitophilus oryzae (rice weevil), 1563 nucleotides. RefSeq names its product 26S proteasome regulatory subunit 7 (gene Rpt1). Gene Ontology annotation, cellular component: proteasome regulatory particle, base subcomplex. Gene Ontology annotation, molecular function: proteasome-activating activity; ATP hydrolysis activity; ATP binding. Bases 155 to 1459 code for a protein of 434 amino acids. Gene Ontology annotation, biological process: proteasome-mediated ubiquitin-dependent protein catabolic process. Lineage: Eukaryota; Metazoa; Arthropoda; Insecta; Coleoptera; Curculionidae. The record is from RefSeq and is a predicted model, not a curated record. The transcript is spliced from 10 exons.
GAAGUUGAAGUAUGGUUGAAGUGUCAUCUGUCAAAUCAUCUUCAACUUCAAAAGUGCUUGUAAUGUUAUAAAUCCUUUUAAACAAAGCAUAUAAGAAUAAUAUUGUUUUCAGUAAAAUCUUUAAUUUAUUAAUUCAUAUUAUCAAUUUACAAAAAUGCCUGAUCAUUUAGGAGACGAUAUGAGAAAAAUUAAAAAUGAGCCAGAACAAGAAGAAAAAGAAAUAAAGUCUCUGGACGAAGGAGAUAUUGCUCUUCUCAAAACCUAUGGACAGGGCCAGUAUACAAAAACUAUUAAGACAGUUGAAGAUGAUAUUCAAACCAUCAUUAAGAGAGUUAAUGAACUAACAGGUAUUAAAGAAUCUGAUACAGGACUGGCACCUCCAGCUUUAUGGGAUUUGGCUGCAGAUAAGCAAACACUUCAGAAUGAACAACCUCUUCAAGUGGCUAGAUGCACCAAAAUUAUAAAUGCUGAUACUGAUGAUCCGAAGUAUAUUAUUAAUGUAAAACAGUUUGCAAAGUUUGUAGUUGAUUUAGCAGAUUCUGUAGCACCGACAGAUAUUGAGGAAGGCAUGCGAGUGGGAGUUGAUCGUAACAAGUAUCAGAUACAUAUUCCGUUACCACCAAAAAUCGACCCAACAGUAACUAUGAUGCAGGUUGAAGAAAAACCGGAUGUUACUUAUAGUGAUGUGGGAGGUUGCAAAGAACAAAUUGAAAAGCUAAGAGAGGUUGUAGAAACACCUCUUUUACAUCCGGAAAAAUUUGUAAAGCUUGGUAUUGAACCUCCAAAGGGUGUUUUACUUUUUGGACCUCCCGGAACUGGAAAAACUCUUUGUGCUCGUGCUGUGGCCAAUCGUACUGAUGCCUGUUUCAUCAGAGUUAUUGGAUCGGAAUUGGUUCAAAAAUAUGUGGGCGAAGGCGCGAGAAUGGUUAGAGAGCUGUUCGAGAUGGCAAGAUCUAAGAAAGCGUGCUUAAUAUUUUUCGAUGAAAUCGAUGCCAUCGGAGGUGCUCGUUUCGACGAUGGCGCAGGGGGCGAUAAUGAGGUUCAACGUACUAUGUUGGAACUUAUUAAUCAAUUAGACGGAUUUGAUCCAAGAGGCAACAUUAAAGUAUUGAUGGCUACUAAUAGACCCGACACAUUGGAUCCCGCACUAAUGAGGCCGGGAAGGUUGGAUAGGAAGGUGGAAUUUGGAUUACCUGAUUUAGAGGGAAGGAGUCAUAUUUUUAAAAUUCACGCUAGAUCCAUGAGCGUUGAAAGGGAUAUUCGAUUCGAGUUAUUGGCUAGAUUAUGUCCAAAUUCUACCGGCGCCGAAAUCCGAUCGGUAUGCACUGAGGCUGGGAUGUUUGCGAUCCGAGCAAGGAGGAAAGUAGCUACAGAAAAAGACUUCCUUGAAGCUGUUAAUAAAGUAAUCAAAUCCUAUGCUAAAUUCUCUGCUACACCGAGAUAUAUGACUUACAAUUAGGAAUUUUUUGCACACCGUUCUAUAGUUAAUAAAAUAAAUUUAAACCAACAGUACUCAGUCUAUAAUGCUAACGUUUUUAUUUCAAAAUAAAUUUAUAAUUUAUA